Messenger RNA from Didymodactylos carnosus, 261 nucleotides. The record is from the annotation of a GenBank genome assembly. NCBI's taxonomy places the organism in Eukaryota, Metazoa, Rotifera, Eurotatoria, Philodinida, Philodinidae.
AUGGCUGUGGUCGCUUCUGUCGUAAUUGAUACUCUCACCGAACAAUUCCUACACUCUAUUGCCAAAGAACUCGGUAUGGAAUCCGAAACAUCGGCAAUGAACAUAUUGCGUACAUAUUUGGAAAAUCGUAAUAAUAUAGAUAUGGUUCUGAAACAAAUUGGACGAAAAGGUAGCGUUAAUCGUAUUCUCGUUAUCGGACAAACCGGUGCCGGUAAAAGCAGUUUGGUUAAUCUUUUAGCUGCAAAAAAGGUUCAUCAAUAG